Messenger RNA from Pungitius pungitius (ninespine stickleback), 2433 nucleotides. RefSeq names its product zinc finger protein 62 homolog. Bases 123 to 1274 code for a protein of 383 amino acids. The record is from RefSeq and is a predicted model, not a curated record. Lineage: Eukaryota; Metazoa; Chordata; Actinopteri; Perciformes; Gasterosteidae. The transcript is spliced from 2 exons.
CAUGCGCCAACAGCUUUUAGUGUUACUUCCGUAGCAUGUAGGCUAACAACAAGCUAACAGCACAAGAUAUUAAAACCUCCUCCCGCGGUCGUCCGCGUUCACAUAAAACAUUUAUCCUUAAAAUGACGACUCCGCUGCUUCUGAAGGCUUUUGUUAACGAGCGACUGACAGCUGCUGCCGAGGAGAUAUUUCUGGUUUUUGAGCGAACGGUAACAAAAUAUGAAGAAGACGCUUCCAGCUCAAAGCAGGAGAUCGAGCGUCUCAGAGGUCUGCUGCAGGAGUUUGUGUCAACCCACAAAACAGACUUUUCUUCCACUUGUAAAGAGGAAAAUCCCCCGGAGCAGCACCACUGUGAACACGAGGUCAGCGUCCAUCAAAGGGACCCGGAGCCUCGACGCAUAAAAGAGGAACCUCGUGAACUCUGGCCCAAUCGGCAGCUAGAAGAAGAUCAAGAGUUUAAAGACGCCGGUUUCUCAUGCCUGCCUCAUUCAUCUGUCUGGGGGAAUAAUGGGCAGGAGGAAACAAAACUGCCAUUGCAACCUCAGACUCAAACAAGGGAUAGUGAGGAGCAAUUUCAGGAGGCAACUAAAGUUUUGCAUUUCGUGUCGCCUCUCGCCUCAGCUCCGUCUUCACAAGCUCCGAUCCAAAAGGAAAGGGUCCAAGAUGGCAGGGAGAGCGAAAGACCCGGACCGCAGGCGGACCGGAGCCAGAGCUCCUUCGUCGCAUCCAGGGAAUCCCCAGAUUUGUCUCCCUCGAAUUUAGUUGUGCCCGACUAUCGUUGCUAUGUGUGCGACAAAACAUUUUCCUCCAAUCAUCACUUGACAAACCACGCUUUUCGCAUGCACUCGAAAGACGCGGACGCCGUGUGUGCCGUGUGCGGUAGAGCCCUGGAGUCCUCCGCGAGCCUCAACGUGCACCUACAUUCGCACAAGGGCUCCAAAUGUUGCCAAAUGUGUGGCAAACAGUGCAAAACCACCACGGCGCUGACUGAGCACAUGGCCGGCCACGCCGGCGUGAAGCUGCACCGCUGUCACGUUUGUGGGAAGGAGUGCAGCCGGAAAGCCGAUUUGAAGAUACACACGAGGAUUCACACGGGCGAGAAGCCUUUCUGCUGCUCUUACUGUGACAAAAGUUUCACCCACAGCGGACAUCUGAAGAAGCACAUGAGAAGCCACACGGGGGAGAGACCGCACAGGUGUGACCUGUGCGGCAAAGGGUUUCUACAGAGCGCACACCUGAAAUACCACCUAGGGACUCACGCUCAGAAAUACUGACUUUGGUAUCCACCUGGAGCUGAUUCUAUCAAAACGAUCAACUUUACAGCAAUGUGUAAAAGAUCAGCUCUCAAGGGGGUCACAUGAUAUAUCUGACUGGGAAUAGGCAAACAGUGACAGACAAUUUUAUACUGUGUGUGCCAUAAUGUAUGUUUCUAUUUAUUUAUUUUUUGUGUCAUUUCUUUUAUUUCCCCUUAAGAUGGCUUAAAUUGAAAUAUAAGGAAGAACCAUACUUGCGAGGAAGAGCAAAAGGUUUAAUAUCUAAUCUGUCGUCACUUUUAACGUAACCUGUGUUCUGGUUGCAACUCCCCAACAACAGGAAGAGUCACUAUUCUCAUUACCAUUAACAUCAGUGUGUCUUUGUCAUAUAUAUUUAUUUUAUCGGAUUUGGAAUGAUGUAUAUAUUUAUUUGAUAAUAUUUUAAUCAGGCAUCACUUAGUAGCAGCUUCUCUGAUUCAUAUUAAAAAAUACCACAGCUGCUAUCAGCCUCAGAUUUGAUUCGGUUCUAUUCUAAUCUUCUAUUCGAGGCAAAGCUUUCUUUAACUGCUUAGUGUAUUGCUCAUAGGUUCUGAGGCAGUGCCUUGGAUAUAACUACACACGAGGAAACACUCACAUUGAAGGUUCCUGUAACAUGAAAAAAGCAAUAGAUUUAUUGAUAAUGUCACAAAUCUUUCUGUUUACAAUCAAGCGGGGGUUUCCUCGAGCACAGAAUAAUCUGAAAACAAUGCAAAUGUAUUUUUUAUAACCAAAUUUGACCAAAUUCUAGGCCCAACUUUAAAACUUGAUGUAGUUUAAACCAAAGCGUGUGUACAAACUUCCAGUUGGUUAAUUUAUAUCUGGCAGUUUGAAUGAAAACAAAUAAUAGUCUUUAUAAUGCCCUUAGGAGUUGUUGACAAAUAUAUUUAUUUCACCAGUAGGUGGCACUGCAGGAGUCUUCAAUUAUCCAUCCACCGUCAGGGAAGGCUCAGUGGAGUUUACAGGUUUUAACUCUUAAAUAUGUAUUAAUUAUGCAUCUAUUAAGUUAUAUAUGUCUUUUGACACAUUCUGCUCAUCUGAUGAAUCAGUUGCUGACUCAUCUUUUGGGCAAAGCUCUAAAUCACUCAGGGUUGAUUUAAACUGCUACUUAUUUUCCAAUUAAAAAACAUAAAUUAAACUCACA